AUGUGGGCCACCACAAGCUGCGAAGAAUUGAGAAGCUGCCAGAUCACGACAUUGACAUGCACAAACACCUUGGUCGAGGAAGCUGCUUCCCGCUGCGACGCCGCACCUGCCCGGAAGCCUGGGACUUUGUCCCUCGAGGAGCUCCUGCCCGGUCUAGAGGCUGCAGCUGCCACGAUGUUCCAACAAUUUGUGGUUGCUGCAGCCUUUGAGACUGCAGCAGAAGUCUGUGCCUUGGUCACAGGCAUGCGCAUCCGUGCAUUUCAUGCCUCCUGGAUGCCGCCGGGUGCGCCGAGCACCUCGCCACAGCUUCUGGAAAGACUGCAGCAAGCGCUUCAUUCAACUUCUGGUGCCUUGCAUUUGGCGACGCCCGAGUGGCACUCAUCUCCGCAGGCUGCCCUCGACAUCCUCCGCGAGUUGAAGAAGAUGAGAAGAGACGACUUAGGCUGUCAACUGGCAAAGACACUUUCCGAUAGAAACCUUGGGCUUCAAGGCUUCGCCUUGGGCAUCGGCAUGGCUGCUCGGGCCAGGGAGUGGCAGCUGGCCGUGCAUCUCUUCGGGGCAUUUUCGGAGAAGCUGGAUCCCAGCGUCGUUUGCUGCAACGCUGCCAUCAGCUCUUGCGAGAAGGGUGGGCAGUGGAAGAUUGCACUGCAUCUGUUUAGCUCGAUGCCCGAGCUGCGACUUGCGCCCAACAUUGUCAGCUACAAUGCCAUCAUCAGCUCCUGUCACAAGGGUCAGCGGUGGCAGCUGGCUCUGCAGCUCUUCGGAUUGAUGCCGACAGCUCGACUUUCGCCCGAUGUUGUGAGCUACAGCGCUGCCGCUGGUGCCUUCGAGAAGGGCCGGCAGUGGCAGCUGGCCCUGCAGACAUUCGGGUCGAUGCUCGAAGCUCAAAUUAGUCCUGAUGUCAUCAGCUACAGUGCAGCCAUCAGCGCUUCAGAGAAAGGCGCACAUUGGCAGUUGGCACUGCAGCUAUUCGGUUCGAUGCCCGAAGCCAAGGUGGCUCCAAACGUCAUCAGCUACAGCUCCGCACUCAGCUCUUGCGAGAAGGGUGCGGAGUGGCAGCAGGCUUUGAUUCUCUUCGACUCGAUGCCCAGAGUUCAAGUGACACCGAACGUGAUCAGCUACAGUGCGGUCAUCAGCUCCUGCGAGAAAGCCGGGAAGUGGGAGCUGGCCAUGCAUGUUUUCCACUCCAUGCCCGAGGCCAAGCUUCAACCAGAUCUCAUCAACUACAAUGCGGCCAUCAGCGCAUGUGAGAAAGGAGGGCAAUGCCAACUGGCCCUGCGGCUGUUCCGCAGUCUACCUAAAGCUGAGCUGUCGCCGAAUGUCAUAAGCUACAAUGCUGCAGUGAGCUCCUGCGAGAAAGGCAUGGAAUGGCAGAUCGCUCUGCAGCUCUUCGACUCCAUGCCACAAGCCAGGCUGACACCAGAUGCGAUCACUUUCAAUGCCACCAUCACCGCCUGUGAGAUGGGCGGAGAGUGGCAACUGGCCUUGCACCUCUUCCACGCCAUGCCCGCGGCUAGCAUUGCCCCAAAUGUCAGCAGCUACAAUGCCACCAUGAAUGCUUGUGACCGGGGAAGGCAGUGGCAGAUGGCUUUGGAGCUUUUCAACGCAAUGGCUUAA
Molecule: messenger RNA, 1617 nt
Organism: Symbiodinium necroappetens
Lineage: Eukaryota; Dinophyceae; Suessiales; Symbiodiniaceae
Source: the annotation of a GenBank genome assembly